Molecule: messenger RNA, 1011 nt
Organism: Erythranthe guttata (spotted monkey flower)
Lineage: Eukaryota; Viridiplantae; Streptophyta; Magnoliopsida; Lamiales; Phrymaceae
Product: PHD finger protein ALFIN-LIKE 5
Biological process (GO): regulation of DNA-templated transcription
Cellular component (GO): nucleus
Molecular function (GO): histone binding; transcription cis-regulatory region binding; transcription coregulator activity
Source: RefSeq, a predicted model, not a curated record
CCACCCCCAGCUCUUUAGUUCAUUUUGAAACCAUUGCUCAGAUAGCACACAGUGCAGCGUGUUUGUGCGUGUACAACUAAGCAGCCAUGGACGGAGGAGUACUUAACAAUCCUCGAACGGUGGAAGAGGUUUUCAGAGAUUUCAAGGGCAGACGCGACGCUUUGAUUAAAGCUCUCACCAUUGACGUCGAAGAAUUUUUCCAACAGUGUGAUCCUGAGAAGGAGAAUCUUUGUCUUUAUGGAUUUCCUAAUGAGAAGUGGGAAGUUAAUUUGCCUGCUGAGGAGGUCCCACCUGAGCUUCCAGAACCUGCUUUAGGCAUAAAUUUUGCCAGAGACGGAAUGCAAGAAAGGGACUGGCUGGCUCUUGUUGCUGUCCACAGUGACGCUUGGCUACUCUCUGUUUCUUUCUAUUUCGGUGCUCGAUUUGGUUUUGAUAAAGCUGACAGGAAACGUCUAUUCAAUAUGAUAAAUGAUCUUCCGACAGUUUUUGAAGUUGUGACUGGAGCUGCAAAAAAGCAAGAGAAGGAGAAAUCAUCUGUUACAAACCAGAGUGGCAGUAAAUCCAAGUCAAACACCAAACCGGUGAAAAUGCCAAAGGCCCCACUAAAAGACGAGAACAACGAGGGAUUGGACGAAGACGAGGAAGACGACGAGCAUGGAGAAACCUUGUGUGGAGCAUGUGGAGACAACUAUGCAUCGGACGAGUUCUGGAUCUGCUGCGACAUAUGCGAGAGAUGGUUCCAUGGAAAGUGCGUUAAGAUAACUCCAGCUAGGGCCGAGCACAUCAAGCAGUACAAAUGCCCGGUCUGUAGUAGUAACAAGAGAGUUCGCCCUUCGUAAAACCCCAUUUAUCCAGUUGCUCCUAAUUCUCUAAUACUUAUUCAUGUCUGAAAAAAACAUCUCCAUUGACACCCAGGAUUGCCCCUCUUCUUUUUUAGAUCUUAUAAAUGUUUAUUGUAGAGAUCUUUUUAUGGUUGUGCAUCUUUCUGUCUUUAUCGUUUGUUUGUGUCGU